GGGAGACGCCGGCAGGAGCUACAGCCGCUGUCUGCGCUGCCCCUCAGCGUGCGGGUCGCCUCCCAGCGCCAGAGCAAGACAGACGAACGAACGGGCGCUGCGCCGCAGAUUUCUCAGUUUCCUCAUCUGCUGCCUCUGGGGACUUUUGUGAGACAUACACGUGACAGCUCGUGGCUGGCGCAGGAACUGGCCAUCAGUAGGGAUUGCUCCAGGAGUCAGAAUUUACUCCAGCACUUCACGGCCCAAGGUGGAGCUCACCAACUCCUGGAUAAAAAGGGUCCUCCUUCCCUCCAGCAGUUCAUCCUCACAACAUGCUGAUGGCCAGUGUGACCACAUGCUACCAAAAAGGCUCAGAGAGGGGAAGGGGUUUGUCCAAAGUCACACAGUCACCUCCUGAAUGCUGCUUCCACCACUGGAGCUGGCUUCCUCGGGACAAUGAAGAGCCCCAUCUCUUCCUCUGGUCGUCCUAACUGCUCUGAGUCCAGACUUGGUGGUGACAAGGGGCCAGGGGAGGGCCCAGUACAGGCAGGGAGACUCUCAGAUGGGUUCUCGGGGACGUCAUCCCUCUCCCCACACCCUCCACCCUCCACUCCCGGGGAGCUCUGGGCCUGCCACGGUGCUCAUGUGGGAGUCGCUGGUGGCAGACAGUAGGCGCUCCAGAAAUGCUUUUGGAGAAGAGGAGGAGGGAAGGAGGGAGAGAGAGGGUGAGUGCGCCAGUGAGUGAGAAAGUAGGCGGCCACCUGCGGGACAGGCCUGUCAGUGAGGGGGCUGUUGCAUGAGGGAAGGAGGGGUAGGAGACUGGGGCCCUGGCUCUGGGGUCACGACUCAAGGAGGUGCCAAAGGUCUUCAGUCACCACCCUGCCCAUUUGACAGAUGAGCAGACUGAGAGGGCUGAGCAGAGGGGCAGCUGCUGGGUCUGUGGGGCUGGCCUUUGACCGGCAGUCUCUGGUGCUCCUCCACGUCUCUCUCUGCCCCCUCCUCACCCUGUUCCCCCUGCGGGAAUAGGGGAGCAUUCCGGGAAGGAGACCUUUUCUCCGCCUCCUCACUCCUCUAGGCACAGUUUCCGCCAGGCUUGGUGUUGGGGGUGGCUGGGAGGGGUAGCCCCCGCAGGGGCUAUUUCAGUCCAAGACAAGCCUGCCAGGAAACAGAGGAAGCUGCCCGCCCAUCGGAGGUGUUGCGACCGGGCUGAGGACAGGAGAGUGGAGAGCCUCGUGUCUGGCCUCCCUUGCCCCAACGCGCUUCAGGCACAGGAGGCUACACAUAAGAAGACUGAGGCCAAAAGAAGGACCAUGGCUUUGGAAAAUGGAGUCCAGGUUGAAGAGCUUCUGUGGAAGUAGGAAACCCAGUCAGGCAGCUAUGGAGUGGGACAAUGGCACAGGCCUAGCCCUGGGUUCGCCGCCCACUACCUGCGUCUACAGAGAGAACUUCAAGCGACUGCUGCUGCCACCUGUGUACUCAGUGGUGCUGGUGGCUGGCCUGCCACUGAAUGCCUGCGUCAUUGCCCAGAUCUGCACAUCCCGCCGGGCCCUGACCCGCACAGCCGUGUACACCCUGAACCUGGCACUGGCUGACCUGCUGUACGCCUGCUCGCUGCCCCUGCUCAUCUACAACUAUGCCCAAGGUGACCACUGGCCCUUCGGUGACCUAGCCUGCCGCCUGGUGCGCUUCCUCUUCUACGCCAACCUACAUGGCAGCAUCCUCUUCCUCACCUGCAUCAGCUUCCAGCGCUACCUGGGCAUCUGCCACCCUCUGGCCCCCUGGCACAAGCGAGGGGGCCGCCGGGCGGCCUGGCUGGUGUGUGGGGCCGUCUGGCUGGUCGUGACAACCCAGUGCCUGCCCACAGCCCUCUUUGCCGCCACAGGCAUCCAGCGUAACCGCACAGUCUGCUAUGACCUGAGCCCGCCCGCCCUGUCCACCCGCUACCUGCCCUAUGGCAUGGCCCUCACGGUCAUUGGCUUCCUGCUGCCCUUUGCCGCCCUGCUGGCCUGCUACUGCCGCCUGGCCCAUCGUCUGUGCCGCCAAGACGGCCCAGCAGGGCCUGUGGCCCGGGAACGGCGUGGCAAGGCAGCACGCAUGGCCGUGGUGGUAGCAGCCGCCUUUGCCAUCAGCUUCCUGCCUUUCCACAUCACCAAGACAGCCUACCUGGCAGUACGCUCUACACCUGGUGUCCCCUGCCCUGUGCUGGAGGCCUUUGCAGCUGCUUACAAAGGCACACGGCCCUUUGCCAGCGCCAACAGUGUGUUGGAUCCCAUCCUCUUCUACUUCACCCAGAAGAAGUUCCGCCGGAGGCCCCACGAACUGCUACAGAAACUCACAGCCAAGUGGCACCGACAGGAUUGCUGAGUCCAAGGGGGGAAGGACAGCUGGGGCCUGGACAGCUGCUGUGUUUGCCACUGUGGCCAGGGUACCAGGAGCCCCACCAUGCAGAGAACUAGAGCUUAGCUUAGCUAGGCAUGGAGUGAGGCUCCCCACAGACCCCCAAAUCUUACCAACAACUAUUAUUGAGCCCUUUCUCAGGACUAGACCCUGUGGGCACAGAAACAGACAAGCCUGAGCUUGGCUCUCCAGAACGUCCCAGACAGUCAUGAAAAACUGGGGAAGCCAUGUUAAGCGGCUCACAAAAAUAUAGCGUAAUAUGUACUGUAAUCAAAGAGUACACUGCAGGCUUUGGAGCCACCAAUAAAAGAAGGAAAAAUGGGA
Molecule: messenger RNA, 2700 nt
Organism: Manis javanica (Malayan pangolin)
Lineage: Eukaryota; Metazoa; Chordata; Mammalia; Pholidota; Manidae
Gene: P2RY6
Product: pyrimidinergic receptor P2Y6
Biological process (GO): G protein-coupled receptor signaling pathway; cellular response to pyrimidine ribonucleotide
Cellular component (GO): plasma membrane
Molecular function (GO): G protein-coupled UDP receptor activity; G protein-coupled ADP receptor activity; G protein-coupled UTP receptor activity
Source: RefSeq, a predicted model, not a curated record